This is a messenger RNA of Strongylus vulgaris, 642 nucleotides long. The record is from the annotation of a GenBank genome assembly. NCBI's taxonomy places the organism in Eukaryota, Metazoa, Nematoda, Chromadorea, Rhabditida, Strongylidae.
AUGAAUGGACGGGCUUCACGAAUCGUUACAAUCACAAAAAAAUUUUCUAUUUAUAGAUUAAACGAAGGAAAUCCUUAUGAAACCCUGUUCUCACUAAUUGGAAAAGCAGUAACCCCAUACUUCAAAUCGUUUAUAAAAGAAAGUGGGCGAGGAGAACGUGAUGGCGACAAACUUGCACCUACCGUCGAGAAAAAUCUUAACGAGGCUGAGGUUGCCUUGCUCCAUCUUCAACAAAAUAUCGACAUACCAGAGAUUAACCUAGUUAUCAACCCACAUAUUCAAGCAGCAAUACAAAAAGCUAACAAAGAAGGAAGGAAAGCUAAGGUGACUGAUCUGGGAGAUCUAGUCGAAGACUCACAAUUUCUGAAUAGUCUGCAGUCAGGAGUGAACAGAUGGAUCAAAGAGAUAAGAAAGGUAACGAAGCUGGAACGAGAUCCUGGAUCUGGUUCAUCGUUGCAAGAAAUGACAUUCUGGCUGAACCUAGAGCGAGCAUUGCAGAAGAUCUUGCAAAAGAGAGAGUCGGAAGAGGUCACAUUGACUCUUGAAGCUCUGAAAUGCGGAAAACGAUUCCAUGCUACGGUGUCAUUUGAUACAGAUACAGGUAAAAGAAGUUCUAAUGUCCUAGUUUCUAAAUUAGCAUAA